This is a messenger RNA of Podarcis lilfordi (Lilford's wall lizard), 6412 nucleotides long. The record is from the annotation of a GenBank genome assembly. NCBI's taxonomy places the organism in Eukaryota, Metazoa, Chordata, Lepidosauria, Squamata, Lacertidae.
AUGGAAUCCGCUGGUCGCUGGGACCAUGGCCCGUCCAACGGCAGCACCUAUGAGGUUGAGCUCAGAAAUGGCUCCAAUUCCACUUCUCAGUUUACCGGCGUGCAGAUGAUCCAGUCUUUCAAGCCUCUGAUCAUCCCCUGCUACACUUUGGUUGUGCUGGUGGGCAUUUUUGGGAACUAUCUCCUCCUCCAUGUUAUCUGUAAGACUAAGAAGAUGCACAAUGUCACCAACUUCUUCAUUGGAAACCUGGCCUUUUCUGACAUGCUGAUGUGUGCAACCUGUGUCCCUUUCACUCUAGCAUAUGCUUUCAACCCCCAGGGAUGGGUCUUUGGGAAGUUCUUGUGCUAUUUUGUGUUCCUGAUGCAGCCCAUGACGGUAUAUGUGUCCGUCUUCACCCUCACGGCUAUCGCAGUAGACAGGUAACUGCCUCCUGAAUGAUUCAUCCAGAUUUGGAUCCCCUAUCCCCAUUCCCAUCCUUGCUGCCAGACCACCACGUCUAUUGAUAGCUCCAGAUUGCUCCAGGUCAGGGGUCAGCAAACUUUUUCAGCAGGGGGCUGGUCCACUGUCCCUCAGACCUUGUGGGGGGCUGGACUAUAUUUUAAAAAAUAAAUAAAUGAACGUAUUCCUAUGCCCCACAAAUAACCCAGAGAUGCAUUUUAAAUACAGUGGUACCUCAGGUUAAGUACUUAAUUCGUUCCUGAGGUCUGUACUUACCCUGAAACUGUUCUUAAGCUGAAGCACCACUUUAGCUAAUGGGGCCUCCUGCUGCCGCCGCGCCGCCAGAGCACAAUUUCUGUUCUCAUCCUGAAGCAAAGUUCUUAACCUGAAGCACUAUUUCUGGGUUAGCGGAGUCUGUAACCUGAAGCGUAUGUAACCUGAGGUACCACUGUAAAAGCACACAUUCUACUCAUGUAAAAACACGCUGAUUCCCGGACCGUCCACAGACCGGAUUUAGAAGGCAAUUGGGCUGGAUCCAGUCCCAAGGCCUUAGUUUGCCUACCCAUGCAAUAGUACUUUUCAGAAGGACUUGCAUUCAGCCACUGCUUUGACAGAAGGCUGUUCGUCAUCAAUCACAAAUGUUUUCCAUCAACGUUCUGCACUUUUGUUGCAGCCCAGUGGGUUGCAUCUUAAACUCAUCUUUUCAUUAAAGAGAUGUAAUUACCUUCGGGAGGAAAUCCAGCUGAGCCUUUUCUCAACAAGUUGGGGAAAUGAGCUCUACACGAAGUGGCAGAGGCUCCCCAAGGUUUCAGCUGGGAGCUUUUCCUAGCCCUGCUUGCAAAUGUGGGACCAGGGCCAUACCAUCCCAUUCUGCCACCUGAGGCGAAACAGGAAGGUGCUGUCCCCCUGCUGCCCGCCUGCCAAAGCCUCACUUACCAGGGUCGCAUGGCAGUGACUUGCGGUGAGAUCUCCCUGUGUAAUUCUCACGAAAUCUCACAUGAGCUCAGUGAGAUCUUGCGAGAUCUCGCUGGAAGCCACCACUGCUGCUGCUUCUCCUCACCUCUCCUGCGGCGCUGCCAAGAGCAGCCACACAGGGUUCCAUUGCCUGAAGCAGCUGUCUCAAUCCACCUCAUAGGUGGGCUGGCCCUGCCUGGGACCUUCUGCAACCUUGUGAAGCCUGCGCUGUAACCCCUGAGAUGCAGCUCCUCACAGAAACUGGCCCUUAUAUCAAGAUGAUUGCAAACGAGCCCAUCUCUUUCCUGGGUUUUGUGCUCCGCAGAUGCCCUACUGUUUUAACUUGACCAACCCAAGGGACGUUACAGGGCAGCAGACAUUAAGUAGGUACUUUCUCCUGCUGUCUUUCCAAUUUGGGACCAAACCACAAAGACAUCGCUGGCUGCUUGCCAUUCCCACUUUGUGAACCAUCUUCCCUCAGCACCUCACAGUUGCCCUUUCCCACUGCAGGACCAUCAAGCUCUCAUCAUGUUUCUAACUUGUGACGAGCCAAGUAGGCGAACAAGCUAAUUUCGUCCCCACUCUUCUCCCCAGGUGGGUCUAGUUGAGCCAACAGGGUAAGACCAGAGAAUGGUGCCUAUUUGAGCUGCCGCUGAGUUUUCUCAGCAAUCAAAGAAGGAAGUCUUUGCCUGCUAGGGCUUUGGGGUAUUUUUGCACUGCUGGGUAUAAUUUCCAACCUCUGGUUAAUGUUAUGAUAGUUUAUUUGCUGCAGAGAAACAAAUUGUUCAGGUGGCUGAAUGUAGCUUUUCUCUUUGAAAAGCAGGACAGUGAUGUAAAAGCUAACGGGGGUGGGGCAUGGAUAUCUUUCUGAUAGGAUGUUUCCAUGGCAACAUAAAUCUAGUAGGCAAUGGUAAUAUAGGAAGCUGCCUUUUAUGGACCACUGGUCCACCCGGCUCAGUGCUGUCUACACUGGCUGGCAGUGACUCUUUGUUGCCUCGUCCAAACAGUACACUUAAAGCAUUGUUGUUGUUGUUGUUGUCUAGUCGUUUAGUCGUGUCCGACUCUUCGUGACCCCAUGGACCAGAGCACGCCAGGCACUCCUGUCUUCCACUGCCUCCUGCAGUUUGGUCAAACUCAUGCUGGUAACUUCGAGAACACUGUCCAACCAUCUCAUCCUCUGUCGUCCCCUUCUCCUUGUGCCCUCCAUCUCUCUGUCCUCUGUUGGUCCUCUUUCCCAACAUCAGGGUCUUUUCCAGGGAGUCUUCUCUUCUCAUAAGGUGGCCAAAGUAUUGGAGCCUCAGCUUCACGAUCUGUCCUUCCAGUGAGCACUCAGGGCUGAUUUCCUUCAGAAUGGAUCGGUUUGAUCUUCUUGCAGUCCAUGGGACUCUCAAGAGUCUCCUCCAGCACCAGAAUUCAAAAGCAUCACUUCUUCAGCGAUCAGCCUUCUUUAUGGUUCAGCUCUCACUUCCAUACAUCACUACUGGGAAAAACAUAGCUUUUACUAUACGGACCUUUGUUGGUGAUGUCUCUGCUUUUUAAGAUGCUGUCUAGGUGAUGCCCCUUUAAGAGCCAUGGCUCCCCCUAAGAAUUCUGGGGACUGUAGUUUGCUAAAGCUGCUUGGGGGACUGUAGUUUGCUAAAGCUGCUUGGGAGAUCCCUGUUCCCCACAAAGAACUACAAUUCCCAUGGUUCCCCAAGAAAAGGGAUUGACAGUUCAAACACUCUGAGAAUUGUAGGUUACAACAGCCCGAGAUUAUUUUAAAACACGAUUAAAGAGCCUGUGUGAAUAAAAGUGUCUUCGCCUGGCACUGAAAAGACCAGGCACCAUAGGCAAGCAUCUUUGGAGAAGCUAUUCUAUAGCCAGGGUGCCACUACGGAACACAUACAUGCAGGUGUGUGUGUUUGGGGAAGCUUGCUUGCUCUGGGCCUUAGAGGGCUAAGCCGGCCCUCCAGCAUUGAGCUGCAGCCCCAGUCUCAGCAUGGUGCAUGCAAAGUCUGCGCCAGGGGACAGCUAAGCCCAAUAGGCCUGGAGCGCAUGGAGAUUGCGCCCUCAAUUGCACCAAGGAAUGCUCUGCAACACAUGUGUUCUUAGGCAGAUGGGUGCAUGUGUGAAAAGGUUCCCUGAGGUCAAGAAGCCUGGGCUCCACCUGACAAGGCAGAUACAGGGACGCUUUUCUUCUUCCCUCUCACUGAGCUCCUUGAAGUUCCAAAGGGCUUCAAGGAACAUUUUGACUAUCUCUCAAAGCCCAAGCUUUAGCACACUUCAGAGAGGGCGGGGGGAAACACGUUUGGAAAAGUCAGAUCUAAAGGAGUGUUCUGGCUGGUUGGUGAGUUUCUGGAGAGGCUGGUAGGAACCCUUCUGUGCAACACCAGUCUUCCCGCUGAAUGGAAAUAAAAGUCUGUGUUACUUCAUUGCCCCACAAUACCUACUUUCCCACGUGACUUAAUUCAGCAACGUGGCUUCUGAUGGAAUAAAUUGCUGUUCCCGAGGAGUGGCGCUUUUCUGGGGUGGAAGGCUGUAAUUUCCAUCACCAGCUUUGCCUUGUGACAGUCUUUUCUUGUUUAAUUAACUUGCAUAGAAAUGGAAUAUUAUUGAAAUCAAAGCAAGGGGAACAGUAUGUUUGACUAAAUACAUGGGCCUUGUGCUGCUUUUGUGUGCAGCCCUGGAAUUUUCUGGGGCUGAUCAUUAGCCAUUUGCUAGUACUCUCAGUGUUUCUGGUGGUUCUUGCUGAACUGCAAUAUUGCCAGCAUUGCUCUAAAACAGAAACCAUUUAUGGCCCGUGCCAGGGAUGGGUGGGGGUGGGGAACUCAACCAGGAUCUGAGUAUAGCAAGAGCUGUCAAAGACGUCCAAGAUGGUGCAAGUGCUAUUUGGAGAAGGCAGCCAGCAGCUAUAGUUCUGCACCUGCAUCCCUGAAAAUAGGACCCACUGAACUCAGUAGGAUGGUUUCCCAAGUAGACAUGUAAGGGGUUUUGCUGCUCACAGUGAGCAUGCUGCAUGAACCAGGGAAUGUACCCGAGAUUGCUGUUGCAUUUGUCUCUGACCCUUCCUCUAAGUUGCUCAAGACAUAAGACAUAGAAUUAUAGAGUUGGAAGGGACCUUGGGGAUCAUUCAUUGUGGCUACUGGUCUUAUGAAUUGUGUCGGCAGCAUAGAUUAUGGUAGGAUAGCAAGCUUUUGAGAAUUCUUUGUCAGGAAGGGAGACCAUGCUGCCCUACCUUUUUACAGAAAUACAUUAUUAUUAUUAUUAUUAUUAUUAUUAGUUUAUUUUAUAUGCCACUUAAUUAUUAUCAGCAUUAUUUAUUCAGUUUAUUGGUGGCUUGACAUAUAAGGAGUCUCCAAGAAACUUACAAAAUUUUAAGAGCAGAAAGCAUACCUUGAAACCAGGAAAAAAAGAACGCUACAAUAAAAGCCAUACAAUAAUCUAUAAAACAGACCCAAUAAAUCAGUAAUAUAUGCCAAAACAGGCUUCUAAGCAGUUUACAAAAUAUAAAAACCAGUUACAUAAAUGUUAAAUUGUAAGCAUUAAUCCCAUUGAGAUUUAAAAACAUGCAUAUAUAUAUAUAUAUAUAUAUAUAUAUAUAUAUAUAUAACAAAAUUAAAACAAUCCCAUUACAGUGGUACCUCAGGUUACAGCCGCUUCAGGUUACAGACUCCGCUAACCCAGAAAUAGUACCUGGGGUUAAGAACUUUGCUUCAGGAUGAGAACAGAAAUCGUGCGGCAGCAGCGUGAGGCCCCAUUAGCUGAAGUGGUGCCUCAGGUUAAGAACAGUUUCAGGUUAAGAACGGACCUCCGGAAUGAAUUAAGUUCUUAACCCGAGGUACCACUGUAAAAGAAUUAAAACAGGAGACUCUGCAAGGGAAGCCAGGCUGCUCUCCUGUAGGCAGGCUCCCUCUGGUUUGAGGUUGAGGUGUUGGCCACUGAUCUUAAGUAUCUUUAACCAUAAGGAGCUAUCCUCUCUCCCAUUGGAGCUGGGGGGGGGCGUAGCUCAGUGGCAGAGCAUCUGUUUUGCAGGUAGAAGAUUCCUGGUUCAGUCCCCAGGGGGUCCAGGUAGGAGUGGGAAAGACCCAUGCCCCAAACCCUGGAUACUUGCUGCCAGUAGACAGUACAGAACUAGAUGGACCAAUGAACUGACUCAGGAUAAGGCAGUUUCAUUCAUAUACAAUCAUACCUCGGGUUACAGACCGCUGAAACCCGGAAGUACUGGAAUGGGUUACUUCCGGGUUUCGGCGGUUGCACAUGCGCAGAAGCGCCAAAUCGCUAUACUCCAACUCCCAUCCUCCCUGUCCUUUGGCUGUGGUUGAUGGGAGUCCAAUGAUAUCCGGAGGGCUUUCGUAAGAGAAAGCAGCAGGAGGGAUGUCACUGUCUUUCCUCUCGUCUCUUCCCUAGGUACUACACGACUGUGCACCUCCUUAAGAAGCGCAUUUCCUUUACUACCUGCGUGUACAUCAUCGGUGGGAUCUGGCUGCUCUCGGGUGCCUUGGUGGCCCCCGCUAUUGCCCACACCUACCAUGUGGAGUUCCAGAAGGAAGGCUUUGCUAUCUGCGAGGAGUUCUGGAUGGAAGAGGGGAAAGAGCGCCUGGUCUAUGCCUACAGCACCUUGAUCAUCACCUACAUCCUCCCCCUCUCAGCUGUCUCCCUCUCAUACAUCUGCAUCACCAUUAAGCUGAAGAACCGCGUUGUGCCUGGCCACCCAACACAGAACCAGGCGGAGUUUGACCGCCUGCGGAAGAGGAAGAUCUUCCGCCUGCUUGUGCUGGUGGUGGCCGCCUUUGCCAUCUGCUGGCUCCCCAUCCACGUCUUCAACGUCCUCCGUGACAUUGACAUCAACCUCAUCAACAAGGACUACUUCCUUCUGAUCCAGCUGCUCUGCCACUGGUUUGCCAUGAGCUCUUCCUGCUGCAACCCCUUCCUCUAUGCCUGGCUGCAUGAUCGCUUCCGAAGCGGAUUGAAAGAGGUGUUCACCUUCAAGCAGAAGAUCAUGCCCACCAAUAACUGUGUAGCGGUCAGCGUAAUGCUCUGA